Molecule: messenger RNA, 1113 nt
Organism: Coniophora puteana RWD-64-598 SS2
Lineage: Eukaryota; Fungi; Basidiomycota; Agaricomycetes; Boletales; Coniophoraceae
Exons: 1
Source: RefSeq, a predicted model, not a curated record
AUGGAGGAGGCGAAGGCGGAGAAGUGGGCAGAGGUGGUGGCGAAGAAGGCGAUAGAGGCGGUGGUGGAGAGAGCGACGAAUUCACUGGUGGCCAGCCUCUCGCCACAUGUUGCGAGAGUACAAGACGCAGCCAUCUCGCUGGCGGACACCAACAAACGACUGGAGACGUCCACUCGGACGGAUAUAACCACUGGCAAUCCAUCCACGCCUAAGGCCGGCCCUCGUCCGAGCUUUCGAGACGUCGUCACGCAGGCUCUCAAGGAUCCCCAGUCAGAAGCUCAGCUCAACCAAGCAGCCAAGGCAUCGAUCAAGCGACGGCAAAUCAUGUUCGACAUCCCCCCAGAGGCGACAGCAUAUCCCACUACCCUAUCAGCUAAAGAAACGGCGAGUCGUCUCCAGCUCAUCCUCGACGCGACCAAGAUGGACGAGUCCCCCGAACUCAAGAUUCGAAAUGUCUCCCGGCCCCAACGCACCUGCAUCUUAGUGGAGAUGCUCACGGAAGACGCGGCCGACUGGUUACGCUCGCCAACUGGCGCCUCGAGCCUGGCAUCCAUCCUCGGUGACGACCUCCACUACCGGCCCCAGGCAUUCAACGUUUUCGUGAAAUUCAUUCCCCUCCCGACAGAGAUCACGGCGCCAGACGUAUUACGGAGCUGCGAGGAGGCGAAUGGUCUCUAUAGAGGUGCUCUCAUGGCAGCGAGAUGGGCAAGGGCACCCAUCAAGCGCCGUCCAGACCAACGGUUUGCUCACGCAGUGGUCUAUUGCAGGGACCCCAUCACCGCCAAUGGACUCAUAAUGAACGGAAUGGUAGCGGACCACGACAAGCUCUCGGUACGCAAAGACAAAAAGGAGCCGAUUAGAUGUGCGAAGUGCCAACUGUGGGGCCAUGUCGCAGCGCUGUGCCUAGCCCCGCGCGACACCUGUGCCCAAUGCGGGGAGGACCAUAGGACGGCCAACUGCAACAAUCACGGCGCCAUGCACUGCGCCUCAUGCAAGAAGAGCACGCACGCGAGCUGGGACAGAAACUGCCCGGUGGCCGAACAGAAGCGGAAGGAACUAGAUGCGAAAUACCCGGAGAACAGCCUCCCCCUCUAUUCGACGGUGGGCAGCUGG